AUGAGCCAAAUCAUGAAAACAAGAACCAAUCUCUGUGGUGCAGGAGCCAAUUUCUGUGGUGCAAGAACCAAUUUCUGUGGUACAGGACCCAACACCUGUAGUGCAGGAGCCAACCUCUGUGAUAAAGGAGCCAAUUUCUGUGGUACAAAAGCCAACUUCUGUGGUGCAGGAUCCAACUUUUGCACCGCAGGAGCCAAUUUCUGUUGUGCAAGAGCCAGCUUCUGUGGUGCAGGAGCCAAUUUCUGUGGUGCAGGAGCCAAUUUCUGUGGUACAGGAGCCAACAUCUGUGGUGCAGGAGCCAAUUUCUGUGAUAAAGGAGCCAAUUUAUGUGGUACAAAAGCCAACUUCUGUGGUGUUGGAUCCAACUUUUGCAGUGCAGGAGCCAACUUCUGUGGUACAGGAGCCAAUUUCUGUUGUGCAAGAGCCAGCUUCUGUGGUGCAGGAGCCAAUUUCUGUGGUAGAGGACCCAACAUCUGUGGUGCAGGAGACAACUUUGUUGGAGCCAAUUUCUGUGGUACAGGACCCAACCUCUGUGGUGCAGGAGCAGGAGCCAACGUCUAUGGUGCAGAAGCCAAUUUAUGUGGUAAAGGAGCCAACUUCUGUGGUGCAGGAGCCAACUUCUGUGUUCAGCAAAUCUCCUUUGGCCCAUGA
This is a messenger RNA of Labeo rohita (rohu), 651 nucleotides long. RefSeq lists its product as uncharacterized. The transcript is spliced from 2 exons. Bases 1 to 651 code for a protein of 216 amino acids. Lineage: Eukaryota; Metazoa; Chordata; Actinopteri; Cypriniformes; Cyprinidae. The record is from RefSeq and is a predicted model, not a curated record.